UGGCGACGCGCGCGGCGGAGGAAAGCGAGCGAAGAAUAAGAGAGGAGACCUUUAUCUCGCUCGUACCUUCUCCUCUCUUUCCCUCUCUCUCUAGAAGAAAUCUUCUCCCUGCCAACGCCCGUCCAUCUCGACGGCCGGCGUGCUCUUAUAAUCGUAAGAGAUCACGAUUCCUCCUCUAUUGCCUUCCCGUUCCUUUCUCCCACGUCUCUCGUUUUAUUACAUGAUAUAAUUCUUCUGCGGUAAAUCCAAGGAUCAGGGAAAAUCGCUGUUAGGGUUCUUGUCGCUGGCAGGAUUGCUAAUUUCUUCUGGAUCUCGGGAAUAAUCGGAAGGAGUCACGAUGAGCGAGGUGUUUGAAGGCUACGAGCGCCAGUACUGUGAGAUCUCGGCAUCUCUCUCCCGGAAGUGCUCAUCGGCUGCUGUUCUUGAUGGAGAGCAAAAGAAGCAGAAAGUUUCCGAGAUUAAAUCUGGAAUAGAUGAUGCGGAAGCUUUGAUUAGGAAGAUGGAUCUGGAGGCAAGAAGUUUGCAGCCGAGCGUGAAGGCUGGAUUGCUCGCAAAGUUGAGAGAGUACAAAUCCGAUCUGAAUAAUUUGAAGGGUGAGCUUAAGAGGAUUUCGACUGCUAAUCCUAAUCAAGCUGCAAGAGAGGAGUUGCUGGAGUCUGGGAUGGCAAAUACACUAGCGGUAUCUGCUGAUCAAAGGGGAAGGUUAUUGAUGUCAACAGAGAGACUGAAUCAAUCUUCUGAAAGGAUCAAGGAGAGUAGAAGAACUAUGUUGGAGACAGAAGAUCUUGGUGUCUCAAUUCUUCAAGACCUCCAUCAACAACGCCAGUCUCUAUUGCAUGCUCAUAGUACACUGCAUGGGGUGGACGAUAAUAUUGGCAAGAGCAGAAAAGUCCUAGCAGCCAUGUCCAAAAGAAUGGACAGGAACAAGUGGAUAAUUGGAGGCAUUAUCCUGGUUCUUGCGCUGGCUAUUAUUCUAAUCCUGUAUUUUAAGCUUCGCUAGACAUUGCUACUGAAGAUUUCAAUGCGUCUCUUUUGUGGUUUAAGCGCCGGUGAAUGAUGAACAUUCGGCUGGGCCUAUCUUCUGUCUGUUUUCCGUUUUCAGUCUCCGCGUGUAUCUAAAACAUUUGUUUCUUAUGGAAAAACAUUAUUUUGUGUGUA
Phoenix dactylifera (date palm) is the source of this 1158-nucleotide messenger RNA. Its product is annotated as vesicle transport v-SNARE 13-like. Gene Ontology annotation, biological process: intracellular protein transport; vesicle fusion; vesicle-mediated transport. Gene Ontology annotation, cellular component: ER to Golgi transport vesicle membrane; SNARE complex; Golgi apparatus. NCBI's taxonomy places the organism in Eukaryota, Viridiplantae, Streptophyta, Magnoliopsida, Arecales, Arecaceae. Gene Ontology annotation, molecular function: SNARE binding; SNAP receptor activity. The record is from RefSeq and is a predicted model, not a curated record.